Messenger RNA from Naegleria gruberi, 3033 nucleotides. RefSeq lists its product as uncharacterized. Gene Ontology annotation, cellular component: cytoplasm. Gene Ontology annotation, molecular function: protein kinase activity; ATP binding; carboxylic ester hydrolase activity. Lineage: Eukaryota; Heterolobosea; Eutetramitea; Acrasida; Naegleriidae. Gene Ontology annotation, biological process: protein depalmitoylation; protein phosphorylation. The record is from RefSeq and is a predicted model, not a curated record. Bases 1 to 3033 code for a protein of 1010 amino acids. The transcript is spliced from 4 exons.
AUGGGCUAUCACAAAAUUCAGAGAACUAGACUGUGUGGAUUGGAUUGUGCUGUUUUAACCCCAUCUCCGAAGCCUCAACAACAACAAGAUUCCAAACCACUUGUUGAUUCACUUGUUAUUUGGCUUCAUGGUUUGGGUGAUAAUUAUGAAGGCUUCUCACAAAUGUUGCAAGUAAUUCUUCCAGAGAAUACAAUGGCCAUUCUACCAAAUUCACCUCAACGACCAAUUACAAUUAAUGGAGGAAUGGUAAUGAAUGGAUGGUACGAUAUAUAUUCAUUGGAAAGACAGGAAUUAAAAGUACAUGAAGAUUUGGAAGGCUACGAAGCAUCAAAGAAAUUAAUUGAUGAAUUAAUUGAAUCUCAAUUAAAACAAUUUGAUUCAAAGAGAAUUAUUCUUGGAGGUUUCAGUCAAGGAGCAGCCAUGUCAUUAUUAACAGGACUUCAAUCUAAGCAUCCAUUGGGUGCCAUCAUUAGUGCAUCAGGAUACAUGUUAUUGAGAUCUAAAUUUACUAAUCCAAGUGAAUUUAUUUCACAGGAAAAUAAGGAAACACCACUUUAUAUUUUCCAUGGAGAUGAAGAUGAUGUUGUUCAUUAUCAAUCAUUUGCAUCUGAAAGUUUUGAUUGGCUUGAAAAGGGAAAGAGUAUUACAAGUAGAAAGAUUUACAGAUAUCAUUCACAUGAAGUUUCUAAUGAAGAAAUGAAAGAUUUAAAGAAUUUAUUCGAAAAGUUAUUAAAUUACGCCUAUUUUACUUCAUCCAAUCAAGAAGCUGUUGUUGAACAACAAGCAUCAUCAUCAAAAACUUCUCAUCAUGAAUCUUAUCAUUUCAAUACAUUGAUGAUUGCUGCCAGUCAUCAAUCAUUGUCAUCAUCAAUUCAUGGAAAUUUAAAUUCUCAUCAGCACAGAUUUUCUCCAUACAAAUCAUUUACUAUUCACUAUAGAAAAAAUCAAUCAUCAAAUUCACAAUUUUCACUUUACGAAUAUACUCUACAAACAAGUGAAGAUUAUUUAACAUUAAAUUUACCAAUUGUAAAACAAUUACACACAAAUUUAUCAUCAUCUCCACAAACUCCACAACAUUUAACUGCUUCAAAUAAUACAACACCACUCAAUCAUCAUUCAUGUCAAUCACCAAGUUCAGAAUCUACUCAAAAUAUGAGUACAAGUACUUCCUUCUCUGAUUUUGAAGAAUUAGUUCAACUACAACAUAGAAUGAAAGGUAAUUUGGCUGGAUCUGCUAAUACUCCACCUGGAAAUGAUUCAAUUUUAUCAGAUAUUGAAGUUUUAGAAGAUGAAUAUCAAGAAGAUGAAAGUACAGAAGAUGAAGAUAAUAUUGAAUAUUGUGUUGGAAGAUAUAUUCACUUUAUUGAUGAUAAUUUUAAAUCAUCAAUAUUGGGAAAUGAAUUGGAAUUGAAAAGAAAGUUCAUUGAAUUAUUAUCACUUUCAUAUCAUGUCAAUGUUGCUCAAGUUUAUGAUUUAUAUCUUGUCAUUGAUCAAAAUAGUGAAGAAUUUGAACCUAAAUUUACUGGAUUGUUCUAUACUAUGGAAUAUAUUCCAUCUGAAAUUAAAUUAAGUGAUUUAUUGAAAUCAACUUUUGGAAAUAUGAGUACUGAUAGUGCAAUUCAUAUUUUCACACAAGUUCUUGAUGUGAUUAUGAUGUUUCAUAGUAGAAAUAGGACAUUUAACAAUAAUAAUUUAGUUAAACAAUUACUUGAGAAUGAUAUUUUCAUUAGAGACAAUUUAUCAGGUGAUGUAAAGAAGCAAAUUGGCAUUUAUCUUAAUUUGGAAACAUUUUUACAAACAGAUUUAAAUGCAGAUUUGGAAAAGGAAAAACAAGAAAAUAUUUGGAAUUUAGGUCAUUUAUUAUUUAAAUUAAUUGUUAAAGACAGCACAUUUUUGAAAAUUGAUGCAAUUGAUGAAGAAAAAACUUGGUCAAUUCUUGAAGAAAAUUGUAGUGAUAGACACAUUGUUGAUUUAAUAAUGAGUGUUCUGACGAAUGAUAAAACUAAAAGACCUAAAAGUAUUUCAGAGAUUAAAUACUCUCCAUGGUUGAUGAGAUUUAGAAAAUUUAAAUAUUUUGCAGAGAUGAAAGUUAAGCAAUCUCAAAUUGAUCAAUUGAAUCAACAAGUUGAAUUUAGCGAAAAGGUUAAGCAAAAUAUUAAUGAUUUACUUGGUCCUCUCAUUCUGAAACAUCAUGAACAGGGAAUUGUUGUUUCACCAAAUUUGAAUGAUUCGAGUCCAAGAAAGAGUAGUGCCUCAACUCAGCAAGCAAGAUCUCAAACUGUUAAAGCAAGAAGAAAGAGCGUGAAAUAUAACAAUGGAAUUCAAUUAGUUGAUGAUAAGUCAUUGAAAAAGGUACCUUCAAAAAGUAAUUUAAUGGUUGGCAUGUUCAAAAACAAGAUGGUUACUGAGGUUAAAGGGCAAGCUAAACCUUCACAUGAUCCAAAAGAAAAUGUCAACGUUGAUGAAUAUUAUCAGAUGGUAUUUAAGCAACAAAAGCAAAGCUUUAUAUUUGAGACUGGUUGUAAACACAACUAUUUCAACCUUUCUAAUCAUCAAAAGACCUUAACUCUUUUACAGAAUAAGGUUUUUGGAUCAGAUUACUAUACUGCCAGAUGUGAACAAAAGGUAACACCACUCAAUAAUGAAGUUGCAUUCAAGAUUGAGAAACUCAGUGCAGAAAAUGAAAUUGUCAUUGGUUUAGUGUCAAAAGAUAAUGAUUGGAGAAUUUGUAAAAAAGGAGGAAUAUUAGGAUCAAAGAAACUUCAAAAUUCCUAUGGUAUUAACUUUGUUUCUGGGCAAGCUGGUUACAUGGAUUCAUGGAAAAAGUUUACGAAAAACAAAUUACUCAAAGAAAAGGCCACUGUUAUUGUUAAUUUUAAUUUUGAUAAGAGAUGUUUAUCUGUUAAGGUUAUAAUGGAUGACAUUAGUACAGAUUUGGGUACAUGUUUUGAUGAUUCAAUAGAUCUCAAAGUUGAAUGGUACUUUGCAGUAUCAUUAUAUAAGGAAAAGAGUGCAGUGUCGAUUGUAAACUAG